Cinclus cinclus is the source of this 2960-nucleotide messenger RNA. It is a transcript of the gene GGNBP2, whose product is annotated as gametogenetin binding protein 2. Lineage: Eukaryota; Metazoa; Chordata; Aves; Passeriformes; Cinclidae. The record is from RefSeq and is a predicted model, not a curated record. The transcript is spliced from 13 exons. Bases 290 to 2386 code for a protein of 698 amino acids. Gene Ontology annotation, cellular component: cytoplasm; nucleus.
UCCAUCUCCUAUCCCCGGCCGGAGCUCCAUCUCCCCCUUCUCCCCGGGGGUCUCCGUUGCCCUCCUCGCCGCCCCGUGUGCUGCCGCAUCCCCGGCCCGUUGCCGGCCCGUGCGGGUCCCUCGCGGCGGGGUGGGCGGGCCGGGCUCGGCGUGGUGAAUCAGGCGAUGGGGAGCGCAGGCUGGGUGCCGGCUGCUGGUGAAAGUGUGGCGGGGAAGCGCGGCGGGUGUUUACCUCCGGCCGGGGCCGCCCGCAGGCUGGAGCGAGGAGGAAGCGGCAGCAGCAGCAGCGAUGGCGCGGCUGGUGGCGGUGUGCCGGGACGGCGAGGAGGAGUUCCCGUUCGAGAAGAGGCAAAUCCCCCUGUACAUCGAUGACACCCUCACGAUGGUGAUGGAAUUUCCUGAUAAUGUGCUGAACCUCGAUGGACAUCAGAAUAACAGUACACAAUUGAAACAGUUCAUCCAGAGACACAGCAUGCUGAAGCAGCAGGACCUGAACAUUGCCAUGAUGGUGACGUCGCGGGAGGUGCUGAGCGCGCUGUCGCAGCUGGUGCCGUGCGUGGGCUGCCGGCGCAGCGUGGAGCGCCUCUUCUCCCAGCUGGUGGAGUCGGGGAACCCUGCCCUGGAGCCCCUCACCGUGGGGCCCAAGGGGGUGCUCUCAGUCACCCGCAGCUGCAUGACUGAUGCCAAGAAGCUUUACACACUCUUCUACGUGCACGGGUCCAAACUGAAUGACAUGAUUGAUGCAAUUCCCAAAAGUAAGAAGAACAAGAGGUGUCAACUACACUCCCUGGACACACACAAACCAAAACCUUUGGGGGGUUGCUGGAUGGAUGUGUGGGAGCUCAUGUCCCAGGAGUGCAGGGAUGAAGUGGUCCUGAUUGACUCGAGCUGUCUCCUAGAAACGUUAGAAACCUACCUAAGGAAACACAGGUUUUGCACCGACUGCAAGAACAAAGUGCUGCGUGCCUACAACAUCCUGAUUGGGGAGCUGGACUGCAGCAAGGAGAAGGGAUACUGUGCUGCCCUGUACGAGGGGCUGCGCUGCUGCCCCCACGAGCGCCACAUCCACGUGUGCUGCGAGACCGACUUCAUCGCGCACCUCUUGGGCCGGGCCGAGCCCGAGUUCGCAGGAGGACGCAGAGAGAGGCACGCCAAGACAAUAGACAUAGCCCAGGAGGAGGUUCUCACCUGCCUGGGCAUCCACCUGUACGAGAGGUUGCACCGGAUCUGGCAGAAGCUGCGGGCUGAGGAGCAGACGUGGCAGAUGCUCUUCUACCUGGGGGUUGAUGCUUUACGCAAGAGCUUUGAGAUGGCUGUGGAAAAAGUGCAGGGCAUUAGUCGAUUGGAGCAGCUCUGUGAAGAGUUUUCAGAAGAAGAGAGAGUGAGAGAGCUUAAGCAAGAGAAGAAACGCCAAAAGCGGAAGAACAGACGGAAAAAUAAAUGUGUAUGUGAGAUCCCUGCUCCUCUGCAGGCAGCAGAAGAGAAGGAAAUCAAUCAGGCAAAGGAAAACUCCAGCUUCACAGAAAGCAGCUGCAAAGCCUGUGGUAGCACCGAAGAAGCCAACAACUGUGUAGAAGUAAUUGUUACUAAUGAAAGCACUUCUUGCACUUGUCCUAGUAGUGGUACCCUAUUAGGCUCACCUAAAAUCAAGAAAGGUUUAUCUCCACACUGUACUGGCAGCGACUGUGGCUAUUCCUCGAGCAUGGAGGGCAGCGAAACGGGGUCCCGGGAGGGCUCGGACGUGGCCUGCACUGAGGGCAUCUGCAACCAUGAUGAAAAUGGGGACGAUGCCUGCGUCCAUCGCUGCGACGACAAGGAGGAGGAUGGAGAUAGCUGUGUGGAGUGCUGGGCUAACGCAGAGGAGAGUAACACAAAAGGCAAAAAUAAAAAGAAGAAAAAGAAAAGUAAAGCUUUGAAGUGUGAGAAUGACCACAUUCAGAAACUUGGGAGCUGUCUGGCAGAUGCAGGUAGCAGAGAGACCUCAGGAAAUCUCACGCACACAGAGUUUCACCGCGACAAGACCAAAGACUCACACGCUGAGAGCUGCUGUAGCGCAGACAAAAGUGGCCAGCAGUUGCCUUGGUUUGAGCAUAUGAAAAAUGUGUCACAGUUUGCAGAACCUACAGAAAUGUCACUUGUCCCUGAUACUGGAAAAGGUGCCAAAAGCUUAGUGGAACUCCUUGAUGAGUCAGAGUGUACUUCUGAUGAGGAACUGUUCAUCUCCCAGGAUGAAAUCCAAUCCUUCAUGGCAAACAACAAGUCUUUCUACAGCAACCGGGAGCAGUACCGGCAGCACCUGAAGGAGAAGUUCAACAAGUACUGUCGCCUCAACGAUCACAAGGGGCCUGUCUGCAACAGCUGGCUGGCAACAGCUGGAGCCAACUGAACCCAACCCAACUCUGUCUGUCACUGAACUCGAGAUGACUACUGCGCCUUCUCCUUCCAGACUUAAUUUAGUGACUUACAGCAAAAUUUUAUCUUAAAUUAAUGUGAUUCUUUUUUUUUUCUUUUUUUUUUCUUUUUCUUUUUGUUUUUGUUCUGUUUUCUGGGGGAGGCUGGUGGAGGUGAUUUCCUUAAUUUUGUUCUUUCUCCAGGCUUGUAUCUUUAGUUGAGUAGCUGUGCAAGCCUCUCUUCUAAUUUAAGCCAUCUCUUUUCAUUCAAUGUUUCUCUUCCUGUGAGACUUACAAAAAAGCAAACUAGUGGCAAAGUAAUGUUGUACCUAUAAUUCUGUACAGAAUGACAAGGAGCUGAAUAUAAGAUUUUACAAAGUAGACAUCCAUUUGCAAAAUGUUUUGGAUGUAAUAUGCUAAAGCGCAAUGUGCAAAAAUUUAAAUAAAGAAUAUUUAUUAAUAUGCAUAGUAGAGGUGGGUGUCUGUGUUUGUACUGGGGGUUCAGGUGAGUGGAGGUGGGGGUGUCAGGUGAGGAAAGCUUGCCUGGGAAAGAACAAAUCCUUGAACCCA